AUGGCUCACGAUGCCAGAGCGGAGCACGCGGAGCACGCGCGUGCUGAAUUUGGAGCUGUUGCAGAGUGCACAAUGGGAGGCGCGGCGCCACUCGUUGCGGGACGGGUUCAGCGCGCGCGCGGCCGUCAGCUCCGCUGCGAUGCCGUGAGCUUCGGCACUGUGGUCAAGCUUUGCAGCAAAGACUUGCAAUGGCAGCAGAGUCUAGGCUGCUUGAACGAGGUGGCCUCCCGCGCCGUCCGCCUGCGCGGCGCCGUGUUGGUCAACGGGGUUCUGAGCACGCUGUCGGGAGCGGCUCGUUGGGCGGCGGCACAGGAGCUGGUGGCUCAAGGCUUCACAUCUUUGCGGUGUAGUGUGAUCACAGCGAACAGCUUGAUGAGCACGUACCAGCGUGCACAGCAGUGGCCCAGGGCCUUCGCAGCCUCGCGACACAUGGCGCAGCGGGCGUUGGGCUUGGACGUGGUGACGCAGAAUGCCCUCAUUCACUCCUCCUGGCGCCUUGGUUUGGCCUACCGACGCCUGACCCACCCCACGGCAGUGACCUUGGGGUCGUUGAUCUCAGCACCGAACGAGGACACGGCCAAGCGGCCGUCGGUGUGGGGGCGCUGCUUGCAGUUUUUUGCUCAGGUGAGACACUUCGCCUUGCAGCUGAGCGUCGUGCUGUGCAAUGCUGCCCUGACCGCCUGUGAGAAAGGAUGCAGGUGGGCUUUGUCAUUGGCUUUGAUGUCUUCCUUCGGUGUGCAGCGCGUGCAGCCAAACGCGGUGUCCCUCAGCGCGCUGGGCAGUGCCCUGGGCGAGUCCGACCGGCACAGCUCGACGAGUCCGAGUCUCCGUUGGAGGGCGUCGCUGGAGCUGGUGGAGUUGGCCCCCAGCAUGCGUCCCACAGGCUCAAGGAUGAGAUCUGCCGCCACGGCCACCUUCAAUGUCGCCAUCAGCGCUGUAGGAGAUGUACGGCACUGGGCCCAGAGCUUGCAUUUGCUGGAGCGCCUGGUGAUGUGUCGCUUGUCGCCCAGUUCCACCACGGUCACCGCGGUGCUGUCCGCCGCGGGGGCGCAGGCACAGCAGCUGGUGAGGCGCUUGUGCCACGAGGUUCGCCCCGACACCUUUCACCUCAAUGCCCUCCUGGGCGCGCACCAACGCCGCGCUGCCUGGGCCUUGGCGCUCCAAGCCGCGCGCGGCGCGAGGUCCUCAGCCGAUGAAGUGGGCGCGCGUGCGGUCUGGGGCGCUUUGCGCUUGCAGAGCUGGAGGUGGUCCCUGGAGCUGCUGGAGUGGUUUGGAGCCAAGGAGGUGGCCACCUUCACCAGCAUCAUUGAUGGCUGUCAAGAUGCCUGGCGCGUGGCUACUCAGCUCUUCCACCAGUUGCUCGACUUGGGCCUUCAACCCAACCUCGUGGCCAGCAAUGCGCUCCACGCCAGCUGCGCCUUCUCCACAGCCUGGCUCCAAUCCUUACACCUCCUGCGCUGGACACGUGCGCGUCAAGUGCCCGACCUGCUCACGGCCACUUCUGCUCUGAGCGCGCUUCGGGGAGGAGGUCCACAGCGUUGGACGCAGGUGACGACUUUGUUCAGCCACCUGCGCCUUUGGCGCCUUUGCGCCAAUCAAGUGACCUUCCUGGCAGCUGCAGAGAGUCUGGCAGGUUGGCUGAGCCGGAUUGCCGGAGAAAAAAUGCUGGCCAAUGGGACCAAAGCCUUCUUGGGAUGUGGCUACUGCACGGAGGCCUUUCCAGAGAGGAAUCAGCUGGAAGUGCAUAUCAGGAUGAUCCAUCCAGGGUCUCCCUACCGCUCGGUGCCGGCGCCCUUGCCCCAGCGCGAGCACCGCCUUCAACAGGCUCCACAUGCAGCGAUCACCAAGAACUUCCCUUUGUCCGAAGUGAACCGGCACUGCAUUCCUGAAGAUUGCUGGGUGGCGCUGAACGGCAAGGUCUACGACCUCACGGAGUUCAUGGACCGACAUCCUGGCGGGCCCACCACCAUCCUGGCGUGGGCCGGAAAAGAUGCCUCGAAGUUCUUCAAUGACAUCCACAAAGGCGUGAAGAUCGACUCCUACCUACGACCCGAAGCCUUUCUGGGCGACCUCGGCGUGGACGAGAGCCUCAUGUCCGAGAGCUUUUGGCACACACUGCGGGAAGCGCGCAUUACGGAAGUCAAGGAGGAGCUGAACCGGAUCUUGGGGAAGACCGAGUUGCCCACACGGAGUGACAGCAUUGGCACAGUGCUGCAGGACAAGACCUUGGAUUUGGAGCUGAAGGCGAAGCUGCAGCGCAUGGAGACACAGAAACGUGCUGCGCUGGAUGCUGGAGAUUACGAGAAAGCCGCCAAGAUCAAGAAGGACGCGGACGAGAUCUUCCAAAAGCCGGUGGAGCUGAAGAAGUCGGGCGACAUCCCCUUGUCGGAGGUGGCGCAGCACAACAAACCCCACGACUGCUGGAUCGCGAUCAACAACACGGUCUACGACCUGACCGAUUUUCUGCAACACCACCCCGAGCAACGGAAUUCCAUCCUGGCCUGGGCGGGUCGUGACGCUACACCCAUGUGGGACAAAAUCCCUGGGCGCUUUCCCAGUAAGAACUGGAUGGAGUUCUACAUGCGGCCAGAGGCGGAAAUGGGCAAGGUGGCCGCUGAGGCCUCCAUGAGUGCGAAAGAGAAGGAGGUGGUCCAUUUGCUCACGGAGCUACACCGGCUCGAAGGGCCAUCGCAGGAGGAUAUCCAGGCGGCGAAGACGGCGGCGGCGAAAGUCCCCGGCACCGCCGACAUGCCCAAAGUGUCGGAGGCCGCGCGCUUUCCGAAGCUCAAAGACAUCACAGCCGGCAAGGAGUUCCCCUUCUUCUCCCGGGCCGAAGUGGCGAAGAAGACGGGGCCAGAGGAGCCUUUCAUGAUCAUCCACAACCGUGUCUAUGACUUGCGACCCUUGCUGGGAAACCAUCCGGGUGGUGAUGAGAUCCUCACCUCCAAGGCUGGCACAGACUGCACGAAGGAGUUCGAGGUCUUCGAGCAUUCGGAGAAAGCCCGAGUACGACGGGAUCAAGAGCUCCUGGUGGGCGACCUGCUGCCAGCUGAGCAUUUGGACUGGGAUGCAGAGGCCAAGGCUGAGGUGGCGUCCGGAGGCGACCGAACUGGCUCUGACUUGGCCUUGUACAUGAAAUACAAAGUCUUCGAUGCACUGGUGGCUUUCGUGUGCAUCUACAUCUACCGUACUUCCCAUCAUAUGAAGCCGCUGUCCUUGUUGACUUACAGUCGGGCGCUGCGGCACUUGCACCUCCUGAUGGCACUGGGCAUUUUUGGUGCCUUGGGCACCGCCCAGGCAGCGGCCUACUCCAACGGACAGAAUAAGAGGAAACUGUUGAUUCUGCACAAACAACUUGGUAUUGGGAUGCUGCUGGGCCUUGUGGCGCGCGCCUUGGUCCGGCUACGCUCGGGGAUCCCACCCAGAUUCCCGGGGAAUAAACUGGUGCAGAUGGUGGAGACCCAAAGCUUACGGUUCUUCUAUGCCAUCAUGCUAGCAUUGCCUCUGACGGGGAUGGCCAGUGAGUACUACUUGAAGUGGGCCUCUUCGGAAUCGCCCGAGGAUGACCGAAAGAACGACCAAGCAGCUCAAAACGCCAUCUCGCUCCACAAGUCCUUGGGCAAACUCUUCCAGUUCGCAUGGCUUCCGUUCCACUUGGGCUACACCACGCUCUACCACGCGUCCAAGGGGCGCGGAGUGGUGCGCAAAGUGAGUUGCUUGGUGUGUGACCAUUUGCGCAAAAAGCUGCUGGAGCUACGCACGAAGUCGGAGCAGCUUCAUCGAUUGCUUGGGCGCUUGGAGCAUGGCCUUGGAGCUGCUGCCUGGGAGGCCCAGUGGUCUGGGAGAGGUGCCAGGCACAGCGACCGGGUGCAAACGUGUGCUGUGCCGCCUUGCCCUGUGCCGUGUUCAACGCAUGUCCGGAGACUUGCACGGCUCGCGUAG
Durusdinium trenchii is the source of this 3942-nucleotide messenger RNA. NCBI's taxonomy places the organism in Eukaryota, Dinophyceae, Suessiales, Symbiodiniaceae. The record is from the annotation of a GenBank genome assembly.